Molecule: messenger RNA, 3231 nt
Organism: Psilocybe cubensis
Lineage: Eukaryota; Fungi; Basidiomycota; Agaricomycetes; Agaricales; Agrocybaceae
Exons: 14
Coding region: 1-3231 (1076 amino acids)
Source: RefSeq, a predicted model, not a curated record
AUGAAACCAGGAAUCCAUCCUCCUGCCAACGAGUCUAUGACCCUAGUCGAGGCCAUCGACUUUCACAGCAAGCACAACACAUACAGACCUGUCUACGUUUUCUCCGAAGAUGGGAACCCAGAUGUCACCAACAUAUCGUACUUGGAAUUCGGACGUGCUGCCGACCGGGUUGCGCAUCACCUCAGGCCACGAAAGGGUGGUCCCGAUCCUCAAGUAGUUGCUGUCGUCGCCCUGUCCGAUUCUUUGCUUUACUUGGCUAUAGUUGUGGGCAUCAUGAGGGCAGGGCUAGUGCCCUACCCAAUGUCUCCUCGUAACACCCCUGCUGCCAUUGUCAAGUUGCUGAAUGAAACAUCCUGCCACAGACUUAUCACUACCCAAGAGACACUUCGCCCUCUACUCGACGAAAUCAAAGCAGAGCUUCCAUCUCUGGUAAUUGAAGAGGCUCCUCCGCUCUUUGACAUCUUCCCCAGACUUGGCCAUGAAAAGCUGGACGACCCAUUUGAACCAUAUUCACAGGGCCCUCGGGCACACAUGGAUGAGGUUGCGAUGUACAUUCACUCGUCUGGAAGCACGGGCAUGCCGAAAACGAUAGCCCAAACCACUAGAAUUCUAAUGGAGUGGUCAAAGUUGCCAUCUAUCACAGAUUGCAAGAGUCAGAUGGCUGCUAUGGCUUUGCCGUCGUUCCAUACGAUGGGCAUUAUGGUUCAGGUCAUGAUCGGCUAUUUUGCAGUGCAGCCUAUCUGCCUGUACCCGCCAAUUGUCACUACACCUACUGGGCAGCCAAUGAUCCCCAGCCCUGAUAACCUGAUGGAUCACAUCAAACGUACAGGAGCGAGAGGUCUCAUUAUAGUACCUGCGCUUCUCCAAGUGUGGGCGAAAGACAAGGAAGCACUGCAUGUUUUGGGUAAUCUGGACUUCGUUAUUUACUCUGGGGGAGGGUUGCCAUCCAGCCUAGGAAACUUUUUGACCGAGUCCGGUGUAUACCUUUCUGCGGUAUACGGUACCACGGAAAUUGGUGCACCGACCAUGUUUUACCGCCGCGAAGAGGACAGCAAGGAAUGGGAUUAUAUGGAGUUUGCCGAUUCCGUUAAAAUACGCUGGGAUCCUCAAGGAGAUGGCACUUAUGAGCUUCAGCUAUUGACCUGUGACACUCAUCACGUUGCGGUGGAGAACCUUCCUGAUACUCGAGGGUACGCAAGUUCAGAUUUGUGGGUUCCACACCCGACCAAAUCCCACCUAUGGAAAAUUGUCGGGCGCAAAGACGAUGUGAUCGUACAUACAUCUGGAGAAAAGACUGUCCCAGCUCCCAUAGAAAACGUUCUCAUGAGCAGCCCAUACAUCAUGGGCACGGUCAUGUUUGGACGAGAGCGAGAGCAGGCUGGUGUGCUCAUUGAGUUGAAGCCUGCGUUUGCGAUUGACCCUAGCAACGAGGACGAGCUUAUCAAAAUGCGCAACAUGCUUUGGCCAAUUGUGGAAGAGGCAAACAAAGUCGCCCCGGCAUUCAGUAGAAUAUUCAAAGAGUUGAUCUUGAUAACGUCUCCCCAGAAGCCUCUUCCGAGAGCGGGAAAGGGCACUGUCAUGAGGAAAGCGGCUGUCAGUAUAUACGCCCCUGAAAUCGAUGCCAUCUACGAUCAAGUAAAUGCGACGGUGGAUGGAGGACGCGUUGUGCCACCGUCAUCAUGGGAUAUCGAAAGUACCAUCGCGUGGCUGAAGAACCAAGUGGAGGAAGUUAGAUCUGGACAGUCAAUCUCUGUUGUGGAUGAUUUCUUCUAUCAGGGUGUGGACAGCCUAGGAGCCACAAUCCUUCGUAGGCGCAUCGUCAGUGCAAUGAAGAACGACGAAACUCUGAAAGCAUCCCAACUCGUCUCGCAAUCGACGAUUUACAACAAUCCAUCCGUCGAAAAGCUGGCCAAGUUCCUAGUUGGCAUCAUUGCAGACCCGGACGGUUUUGUCCUUAGCUCCAACAGGGUUGAUGCCAUUGAUGCUAUGAUCAACAAAUUUUCGACAGGCCUUUCUGCGCCAGUUCAACAGUUGGGUGCAGGGAAUGUGGAUGAAGUGGUUGUCUUGCUCACUGGAUCUACUGGAAACCUUGGGGCACAGAUUCUGGAAGCACUGUUGCGAAAUUCGAGGGCCACUCGGGUGUAUGCGCUCAAUCGGGCAUCCGGGAUGAACACGAAAACAUUGAAGGAGAGACAUGUCGAGCGGUUUGUUGACAAAGGGCUCGAUAUAACACUUCUUGAGUCACCGCGACUUGUGUUACUAGAAGGGGAUGCAUCACAGAAGGGCCUUGGACUAGCGAGUGAGGUUUACGAUCAGCUUCUCAGCUCUGUCACGAUCAUCAUCCACAAUGCAUGGAAACUGGAUUUCAAUCAGUCGUUGCCAUCAUUUGAACCCAAUGUGCAAGGGACACGCAACCUCAUUGAUCUUGCUCGCGCAAGUCGGUUCGGGUCUUCGGUCAAAUUCCUCUUUACAUCUUCUGUCUCAUCCGCAUAUUCAUGGGACAAGACUCAUGGACCGUAUCCUGAAGAGGUUGUCACGGACUCCCGGUAUGCUGUGGGUAAUGGCUACGGCGAGAGUAAAUAUGUGGCUGAAAGGGUUUUGGCUCAAAGUGGUUUGCAAGCAACAUCGUUCAGGAUUGGACAGAUCACAGGAGGCGCACCGAACGGCGCAUGGGCGACAACGGACUGGGUGCCAAUCCUUUUAAAAUCAAGCAUAGCAUUAGGCGCACUUCCUUCAGCAAUUGGCGUUGUUUCUUGGCUUCCUAUGCAUGCUGUGUCGCAAGCUAUCCUCGAUGUGGCCUGGUCAUCGUUGGCAACUGCGGAGCCAGCUCUGAACAUCGUGCACCCCCGUCCGAUCUCGUGGGACACCGUUUUCUCAUUCAUAAACGAAGCUCUGGUUCAAGAGGGGGCCGUCAAGGCACCACUUCCAAUUGUAACUUUCCAGGAGUGGUUCGCUCUUUUGGAGAAGGUGGCGGCGGCGGGUAACUCUGGAUCAGAUCAGGUUCUAAAAGAUAUUCCUGCCAUUAAACUCCUCGAUUUCUUCCGAUUAAAUGCGAAGAUGGACGAGAUACUGCGCAAACAGGGUGACGACACGGUCGAGAGUGGUGGUUUGGCGACGUUCUCUACUGCGAAGAUAGCGUCCAUUAGCGAGACGGUGGGGGCGUUAUCGCCUCUUGAGCAGGCGGAUGCAUCGCUCUGGAUCAAGUACUGGAAGGACACUCAACUUUUCUGA